Macroventuria anomochaeta is the source of this 807-nucleotide messenger RNA. RefSeq lists its product as uncharacterized. The coding region runs from base 143 to 610 and encodes 155 amino acids. The transcript has a single exon. Lineage: Eukaryota; Fungi; Ascomycota; Dothideomycetes; Pleosporales; Didymellaceae. The record is from RefSeq and is a predicted model, not a curated record.
GCAGCUUCGUUCGGCCAAUAAGCGUGGCGGGGACCAGUAUGCAUCUGGUGGCUACUGAUUCUUGAUGCGGCUUUCGAUUCGUCAUCUCAACUCUCUUGUGUGAACCGGUUCAUUCGAUCGGCUCCGCACCAACGAAUGGGAAAUGCGGCAGUGCUGUCCUGGCAACAUAUUGGACGGCAUUCGCACCUAUUCGAUCAGUUUACGGGAUCUAUUCGUCGGAGACCUACUCAGGACCUGGCAGGACUUUUCGGUGUCUUGCAACUAUUACGGCCUCGGGUUUCUGGCGACUGUCUUGGUAUCUGGAAGCUUAUCCCACGCGGUAUCUCAACUCUCAGGGCGUUACGGCGGGCGACCAUCACUACUCAGCAUUGUGAUUUUCGUCAGCACGACACCUAAUACUUGGACGCUGAGCACAGCUCUACUGGACAUUCCCCGGAUGAUCACUAGUUCUACGGCGCUACUCUGCAUUAAUUCUGCCCUUUCCUUGUCUUUAUUGCGUGUUUUCCUACAGCAUUUCCUUCGUGCGUUCUCCCCCCUUCGGACAUGGUCUACCAGCUUGUGGGGAGGUCAAGAUUAUAAGGGGACGAACACAUCUAAAUUGCAAACAUAGCUGGAGUGGUGGCUCAGCAAGGGGACGGGUAGUAGACCAGAGGGUGUAUUGGUUGGCAGCUAUACAGAUGGAAGGACUUCUCAAGGGGCCGCUUCCGGGGGAGUGUAGAGGGGUCUAGCCUGCUACCAUUGCAUCUGCGUCUGUAGUUGGGUGGUCGACGACAGGUGGUUUACUUUACAAUACAGUCUCCUUUGUUC